AUGACAAUUAGCAAAAAUCAAAGAGUUGUGAUGAAUCUGAACCAACAAUCAUCUCACAUUCAUCAAGCCUUCAGUACAUCACAUCCACCACCAGUAUGCAAUACAUCCUCUUGUUUUACUGCUUCUACUACUACUCUAAAAAAGAAUAUGAAUAAGAUCAUAUCUUCAUCAACAACUAAUAAUCAUUCUAACCAUACAUCAUCAUCAUUGUCAUUCACUAAACCACAUACAUGUAAUAAUUCAAAGUUAACUCAUCCCAAUGUUCAGGUCAAUACUCAAACUUUCAGCUCCUCAAUCUCCUCCUCCACCAACAACACCAACAACAACACCAAUACACAACAACAACAACAACAUGUAACUCAAUCCAAUCAUCCUCAUCCACAACAACAAGGCUUUUGUUUAAUAUUAGAUACACAAUCAACAAGUAUACACUCCAAUAACUCACUUCAAAUGCACUUUAGAUGUAAGAAGAGUUACAAGGAUUACACUUUGGAUGACAUUUCCCAAUAUUUUCAUUUACCUAUUAAGGAAGUUGCUUCUUCAUUGAAUGUUAGUGUUACAUUUUUAAAGAAGGUUUGCAGACGAUUGAAUAUAAGUAGAUGGCCCUAUAGAAAAGUAACAUCACUUCAUAAGAAAAUAUCAGAUAUUAAGCAAACAAAUAUUACAUUAUCAAAAAAUAAUACUAUUAUCAAUAAUAAUAAUACCAUUGACAAUAUCAAUGAUAACAGUACAAGUGUUAUUAUCACAACUGGUGAUGAUCAAAAUAACAAAAUGAUUAUAGUUAAUGAAGAGAUUUCAUUGAGUUCAUUCUCAUCAACCACACCUCAUUCAAAUAUAAUUACAUCAAGUAUUGAAUCAUCUACAUUACAACAUGCUAUAAACAAGUGUAAUCCUUGUCCAAUUAUCAAUACUACUAAUAGAGUCUGUGAUUAUCAUCAUGAUCUAGCUGUUGGUGAUUCAAAUGAGAAUCAUCUUGAGAAUCAUUCGACGUCAACAACAUGCUGUAGUCACAAUAAGGAAAAUAAUAUGCAUCCAAUUCCAUCAAUGUAUUCAAACGACAUUAAGAAUCCUUCAUCAGAAUCCUCAACAACUCUUUACAAUACUACUCCAACUUUUAAUACAACAACAUCAUCCUCCUCUUGGAAUACUUCAUCUACAGUUAAUACUACUACCACUGCCACUACAAUGAAUACUAUUCAAUAUAAUAGUCCUCAAUCCAAUUGUCAAUAUAAUUCAUUCCAUUCUUUACCUUUCACAAUAAUAGCUCCAAAACGUUAUACUUUUGAUUCAUACAAUUGUUUUAAUUGUAAUACUUUUAAUACUACUGAGAAGGAAUGUAAUGAAACGAGAAGAAGUAGUAUUGAUUCAAUAAUUGAAAGAAGAAGUAGUAUUGAUCAAGUUGAAUUAUCUUCUUCAAAUUAUAAUAGUAGUUUUGAAAAGAAUAGUGUAAAUACUUCAUAUAGUGAUGAAUCAAAGAAUGUAUAUAGAGAUUUAACCACAAGAGAAGUUAUUUAUUUACCUUCAUUUAAUGAUUUUUGUAAACAAGCUGGUUUAUAA
Naegleria gruberi is the source of this 1557-nucleotide messenger RNA. RefSeq lists its product as uncharacterized. NCBI's taxonomy places the organism in Eukaryota, Heterolobosea, Eutetramitea, Acrasida, Naegleriidae. The record is from RefSeq and is a predicted model, not a curated record. Gene Ontology annotation, molecular function: DNA-binding transcription factor activity. The transcript is spliced from 2 exons. The coding region runs from base 1 to 1557 and encodes 518 amino acids.